CUGGGUCCGUCCAGGGUAAAUGCUUACUGCGUUUGUGCAACCAAUCAAGAGUGCGAUCAAUAACAGUAGCUUUCGGCUUUCCAUACGUUAGCUCUCGAGGCUCCUGUUGCAGUUUAGAAUUUGGUGUUGAAUUGAAGCUAAUAAAAAGGUUUUAAUCAUGACGGUCUUUGCAAAACCAUUAGAUAUGUGCGAAAAGCCAAUUAUUGUCAAUAAUUCUCCGUAUGUCCGGGGAAGCAGCCGAAGCGAAUCCCGCGUGGACCUCCCGGGCGAGGACUACCAGAUGCCGAGCCUGACGCAGUCGGUGAAGGGGGUGAUGUACCUGGUGCUGUCGGUGAUCAUCCUCCUGACCCUGGGGGUGACUUCCAUCAUCGUGAUGCUGAGGCAGUACAAGUCUGGGUACAACAACUACCAGGCGUUCUGCCAUAUCCCUGUGCCAAGGGAUUUCACUGAGAGGAUGUCCGAGGGCAAGUUCCGUUCUCUGCCCAUCGUCUGGUCUUCCAAGCCGGUGCUGCAAGUUGUCAGCACCAUGGAUGAGCCAGAUAGUGAUGAGUUCAUGGACAUGCUUGAUGAGGAACUGGAUAUCGGGACCUCGGUGGAGAAGAUCUCUGUAGUGGACCAUGGCCGGCGCUUCCAGUUCGUGCAUGACUUCGCUGAUAACAUUACUGGUAUCGUCGAUGAUGACCGCUGCUUCAUCUUUGACAUGGAGCCGGACUUCGUUCUUCCCCCCGAGCUCCUCAUCACCGGUCUGACCGGCGGCGAACAGUUCGACAUCUCCAAAGUUCGUACUCGUCUCCGUGCUGCUUUACCUGCUGUGGUCGAUAUAUCCAAUACUACCGAGUCUUUGGCUGAAGCUUGCUUCUCUAGACCUACUUACCGCGUGUACAGGGCUGAUAAUGAAGAUGGUUAUGCUAUCGAGAAGCGUUCCACCGACCAGCAGCCGCACGACUACAUCCAAUUCUCCGGCAAGCACGUCCAGGAGAUCAAGAUAGACAACAUCGCUGAGAUACUGCAGUACGAGCAAUCUAUCAAGAAGAUCUAAAUCGUCUUAUUUGUGGAUCUUGGGUUUUGGAGAGUUGGUCGGCUUUUCGUUGCCAGAAUGUUCUAGGUUUUUCCAGAAGUUUCGGCGAUAUUUUUCGGGGAGUUUCAGUAAUUCAAGACAGAUUUCUUGUGGAGCUUCCUUUUUGUUGGGUAAGAAUUAAGGUUUCGGGUUGCCAGAAUUGGUAUAUCUUGGAUUUAGUUCGAAAUUAAUUGUAUCGAGUGUCUUGAAGGAAAGGUGCGGAGGGAAGUCCCAUGUCCACAUGUUUUAGCAUAGUCAAAUUUUAAAUGUUAGAUUAGUUAUCACUAUUUCAGUGUUAACGUGGACCCAUUGAAUCCUAGAUCUUGUCAGAAGGAGCUUUAUGUGAAUACGGCCUAUAGGGAAAAAUCCAUUUGGUGGUAUAUAAGGCAUAUAAACG
This is a messenger RNA of Colias croceus (clouded yellow), 1454 nucleotides long. RefSeq lists its product as uncharacterized. The transcript is spliced from 5 exons. Gene Ontology annotation, biological process: negative regulation of amyloid precursor protein biosynthetic process. Lineage: Eukaryota; Metazoa; Arthropoda; Insecta; Lepidoptera; Pieridae. The record is from RefSeq and is a predicted model, not a curated record. Gene Ontology annotation, molecular function: amyloid-beta binding. Bases 158 to 1039 code for a protein of 293 amino acids. Gene Ontology annotation, cellular component: extracellular exosome; Golgi apparatus; plasma membrane.